Messenger RNA from Prunus persica (peach), 2080 nucleotides. RefSeq names its product short-chain dehydrogenase/reductase family 42E member 1. Gene Ontology annotation, molecular function: 3-beta-hydroxy-Delta5-steroid dehydrogenase (NAD+) activity. The transcript has 5 exons. Lineage: Eukaryota; Viridiplantae; Streptophyta; Magnoliopsida; Rosales; Rosaceae. The record is from RefSeq and is a predicted model, not a curated record. The coding region runs from base 326 to 1786 and encodes 486 amino acids. Gene Ontology annotation, biological process: steroid biosynthetic process.
UGCUCCGCUGAAAUAUUACUAGUUAAGGAUGCGUGGUGAGAUCUCAAACACAGAUCUGAAUCUGAUUAUGAAAUCUGAUAAAAGAACAAAAUCUGAUUUUGAAUUGAAUGUAAUUUUUCCUUUUUAGGUGAAUAAUUAAUUGAGAAUUUAAAACAUGGACACAUGUCAUGGCUUGUGCGUGCACCAACGUCACAGCAGAUCAAAUUCUUAUACUUCUUCUCCACCAUUUUGUUGUGACCUGACUUGUGUGUGAGAGAGUCUUCUUCUGAGUCGGUCUUUGAGUUCGAUUCGAGUAAACAAUAAGAAAGAAGGAAAGCAAGAAAAGAUGCACUUAAGCGAAAAUGAAGGCAUAGAAGGCAACACUUUUGUGGUGACGGGUGGGUUGGGGUUUGUGGGCUCCGCACUCUGCUUGGAGCUGCUUCGAAGAGGGGCUCACCAAGUCCGAGCCUUUGACCUCCGAACGACCUCCCCUUGGUCCGCCAAUCUCCUCCAACACGGCGUCCACUGCGUCCAAGGGGAUGUUACCCAUAAAAAAGAUGUUGAAAAGGCUCUGCGCGGAGCAGACUGUGUGUUCCACCUUGCUUCAUAUGGCAUGUCAGGGAAAGAAAUGCUGCAGUUUGGUCGUGUUGACGAGGUCAAUAUAAAUGGAACCUGUCAUAUAUUAGACGCUUGUCUCGAGUUUGGGAUCCAAAGGCUUGUUUAUGUGAGCACGUACAAUGUUGUGUUUGGGGGAGAGGAGAUUGUCAAUGGGAAUGAGGCCUUGCGCUACUUCCCCAUUGAUAGCCAUGUCGACCCGUAUGGCCGUAGUAAAUCAAUUGCCGAGCAGUUGGUCCUCAAGUACAAUGCUCGUCCCUUUAGGAAGAAGAGUGGGAAGUGCCUUUACACCUGUGCAGUUCGUCCAGCUGCUAUCUAUGGUCCAGGUGAAGAAAGGCACCUUCCGAGGAUAGUGUCUCUGGCAAAGUUAGGCCUAGUUCCAUUCAAAAUUGGCGAAGCAAAUGUGAAAACAGAUUGGAUUUAUGUCGAUAACCUAGUACUUGCACUGGUAAUGGCAAGCAUGGGACUUUUGGAUGACAUUCCCGGGAGAGAUAAAGAAAGACAUCCCAUAGCUGCUGGUCAGCCAUAUUUUGUAUCCGAUGGGUCUCCAGUCAACACCUUUGAGUUCAUCCGACCUCUGCUGAGAAGCUUGGAUUAUGACCUACCAAAGGCCUCCUUGUCUGUACCUCGUGCUCUUUCUUUAGGAAAGGUUUUUUGGGCAGUCUAUACUAUCUUGUAUCCAUGGUUAAAUCGAUGGUGGCUUCCUCAGCCAUUGAUCCUUCCUGCUGAAGUAUACAAGGUUGGUGUUACCCAUUACUUCUCUUUCCUUAAAGCAAAGGAGGAGCUUGGCUAUGUCCCAAUGGUGACUCCUCGAGAGGGAAUGGCUGCUACGAUCUCAUACUGGCAGGAGAGGAAAAGGAAAACUCUGGAUGGGCCUACAAUAUAUGCAUGGCUAUUUUGUGUGCUUGGAAUGGCCACGCUAUUCUGUGCUGCUUAUCUGCCAGACAUUGGACCUGUGCCACUCUUCAGAGCUAUUAGCCUCUUCUUUCUCCGGUCAAUGAGAGUAGUUAGGACAACGUUUCUCCUAGCUGCAGCAGCACAUAUUGGAGAGGCUGUAUACGCGUGGAAGCUGGCAAAAAGGGUGGACCCUGCUAACUCAAGAGGAUGGUUUUGGCAGACCUUGGCUCUUGGGUUUUUUUCAUUACGUUUUCUGUUGAAGAGAGCACGGAAGGCAAGAGCUCCUCGUCACUAGUGCAUAGGGGUGGGCACGGUCUGGAUUGGUUCGGUUUUACUCUCAAACCACAGCUGAACCAAUAAGAAAAUAACGGUCCGGUUUGGUUUGGAUUAGCCUAAAAUCAUAAUGGAAACCGAACCAAUCCAAACCACUUGUAAUUGGUUUGGUUCGGAUUGGUUCGGCCGGUUUGUGCCUAACACAAAACCAUGCAUUUUUCAACCUGCUCUUACAUUAUAAUGCUAACAUUUUGUCAUUAUAUCAUUCCAUUCCAUUCCAUCAAAGGCUAAUACAACAUCAUUCCAUUUAUUCAAA